Molecule: messenger RNA, 4550 nt
Organism: Oldenlandia corymbosa var. corymbosa
Lineage: Eukaryota; Viridiplantae; Streptophyta; Magnoliopsida; Gentianales; Rubiaceae
Source: the annotation of a GenBank genome assembly
GUGGGGUAAACCCAAUAUGUAAAUGUGGGCCAAAAGAAAUGGGCUUCGAGUGUCUUGUUUCUCUCAUUGCAACUUGCGGUCCCCACGCAGACGCUGUAGGAAAAGAAAGUGUUGUAACCAAAGCUGUAAUUCCGUAACUAAAAAUUACAGUGGCGGGAACGGACGGCGACCACCGUCAUUUAUUUCAUCCAUACAAAUAUAUUAAUCAUCGAAACUUGUCGCCUAAGUCGGUCUGACUGAGUCUUCGAGAAGGGAAGCAAAAAGAAGAUGAGGUCGUCAUCAUCGCCGUCGCAACGGCGGUCGGCGGCGGUAUUGAGCAGUCGGCUGACCACACUUCAUGAACGACUUUACAACUCUCUCAAACUCGGUCAAUUCUUCAGAUGUGAUGAUAGCCGAGGGCAGAAAUGGGCGAGUGCGGACAUUGAAACUCAGAAAGUGGUCAUUCGCUCUAUUGAUGCUUUUCUUGACUAUGUUUCCAGUGAGAGAAUGUCUAAUCAUCAGCUCGUAAAGGACUCUAUUAAUGAUAUGGCUGGCGCAUUAGAAAGUGUUUUGGAGUUUAAAAAUGAAUCAGUUUUGAGGUUAGCAUCAGACCUUGCUGCCAAGAUGGUGCGUGUUUUGCCGAGCUCGUUGCUGGAACCACACGUCACCUAUCUAGUUGACAAUUUACUGCCCCUGUUAUCUAGCCAGCAGCUUUCUGUUUCCGUUUCGAGUGCAACUGCCUUGAAUUGCAUUUUUGCCAAUCUUAGUCGCAAAAGAGAGAAAGAAAUUUGGGAGAUAUUGGAAGGUAGAGACUCGGUCAAUAUUGUUAUAGAAAAUGUGAAGGAUUCCUGCAUCGAAGAUAAAUUCAUCGAGUAUUAUGAAGAAAUGACUUCUCUAUUGAGUCAGAUAUUGUGGCGAUGGCCUCCCUCUAGAUUUUCUGCCUGGAACGAUUCUAAAUUAUGGGAUUUUUUAGGUGACCUCUUACUCAAACCCAUAAGUUCGUUGAAAGCUGCUGUCUUGCAUGUUUAUUCUAGCUUAGCUCUUUGUGGCUAUGGGGCCAAGAAGCUCCUGAGUAAUGGGAAAAUCAUUCUUGAAGUGAUGGUGGACUGUAUGAACAUCUCAGAGUCCUAUUCAAUCCAGAUGGAAGGGUUUAGACUUGCCCAGUGUUUAAUGGUCAGUGAACAAGGAUGUGCGGAAGUGAUGAAAUUGUGUGGCAAGCCACUUGUCAAUGCCAUAGUUAAUGGAAUGAGAUUUAAAUGGUUAACAUCCGAGAAGCUUAGUAAAGAUCAAAUGUCACUGGUUCUGGAAGCUUGCCAUAUGGCUCAAAUCACUCGUUGGAUUGGGAAUCAUCAUACUUAUUUUUGGAAAGCUAGAGUUGACACUGCUCUGCUUGAUAUUCUUUUAGCCCAUUUGGGCAUAACCCGCCAGUCUCUGCAUCACGCAUCCCUUAAGGAACAGAUAGGUGUAUUGGAGGGCGGUCGUAGAGAUAGUGUUCUUUCUUCCCUGAUACCAUACGUCUGGGAUAUCUUGGCGGGCCUUUUAGUGAACAUGACUGAAGAUUUAUGCCGCACUAUGCAUGAAUUGACACUUGAACUGAACAUCCUCAUUACAUGUGCAUGCUUGGCCUUUAUGGAAUCUAAUCUUGUUGUAUGCCAGAUUUCUCGAAGCACAAUUAGCGACACAGAUGGGAGAGAAUCAUCAUCAAGAGCAGUUCUCCAGAUGGUUUAUUCACCUUGCAAGCACAUUGCUUCUCAAGCCAGGAUCAUUUUAUCUGAGGUAUUGAAGUUCUUCGGUAAGGACAACAUUGAUUACUUAUUAGGUAUCCUGCGUUCCACCACCCACAAAAACACACAUCUAUUGCCUAGCAACUUUCAAGUUGUCAUAAGUUUGAUAACAUUGGCCUGUUAUACUAGUCUACCCACAUUUGAAAAGCGAAUAAUUGAACUUCACGGAAUGGGGACUCUGUUGGCUUUUUUAAAGGGAUGGUUUAACAACCCCACCUAUGUGAAAAGGUCCAAUCUUGAACCUCAUCUCAAUCAUCCUUUGACCGAAAGAAUAUGUUGCCGUCAAUGCAUUGGAGACUGGGACGGUGAAGAUAUGCAAUUGGUUUUUUGUCUUUGGGGCUUAGCUCAGUUGAUACACAAUUCGGCCACUCGUGGUGAUGCCACUGGUAUUAAAUCAGAGCUUGGUGAAUCUAAGAUUUUUAAAGAACUUGAGGACGUAUGCUCUAAUAACCGUUACUCCCCUGCGUCAAGAUGGUACGCUGCUUUUACACUAAGUCAUUUCGGGCUGUAUGGUUUUCCAAGUAAAUUAGGGAAAAGGAUUUGGAAAACAUUUAAGGAAAAUGAGCUUACCGAUCUGGAAAUAAUUUUUGCCAACCAAUGUUCUUUACAUGCUCAUGAAGUUAUUCUUUCAGCCAGAUGUCCACAAUUGCUUCAUCAGCGAGAAGAGCAUCUUAUCAGUUGUUCUUCAGUAGGACAGAAAAGUAGAGAAGUUCGUCUCUCUUCUCGUGUGGAUUAUAAAUCACUGCAUAAGUUGAUGGAAUAUGUGUACUCAGGAUACAUACAAGCCGGUGCAGAUGUGAGAACUUUGAAAGUUUUAGUCAAGCACUGCAACUUGCAGCCUCUAUUGCACCUACUUAAUCAGAAAAGCCCCAGAUGGGGUUCUCCUGUCCCAACCUUUGACCUUAGUUCUGCUCUUGGAUUAGCUGGAUACAAUUCGUCGUAAGAAUCUUGUUCCUUUAUUAUUUGUUACUGUCCAUUCAAGUUAGCAUCCAUUACAUAAUGUAAUAUCUUUGUCUAGUAGAAGCAAUGUUACAAAUUUAGGACUGAUUUCUUGUUGGAUUAAUUGUUAAAUGCAGUGAGAAGUUAACAAACUGCAAUUUGGGGUAUUCAUCCCCUAUACUUGUUUGGUUUUUUGGUUGAAGACAUAAGGCGUGUUCACGGUAGAGAGUGUUAUUCCUCCAUUGGAUAAAAGUGACGUUGAGAAUACAAAGAUAUUGCUCCGUCAUUUUUGUCCACUUGGAAAUGACUGCUUUUACUGUGAAAAGUGAAAUGAUUUCGUCUUGAAGCCAGAAACGCUUUGGUAACUUCACUCUUUUUGUUGUAAUGUAACAUUGCAGUGAUGUUAUCCUUGAAAGUGAUACAACUCAGCUGCCGCAGUGGAGAUGCAAUUUCUGCUCCUCAUCUGUUCCACAUAUUCACGCACAUAAGGUUGUAUUAGUUUCAACUUGUGAUCAUUUGCAAGCCUUGUUUCAAUCAGGAAUGCAAGAAAGGUACGUAAUGAGUUAACUUCUGUCUCAUUUUGCUUUCUCAUUUGAUCCUAGCAAGAAUAAUUUCAUAAAAUGUUGCAGUAGUACAGCUUUUCCUUACUCUUACCAUUUACUUGCUAGUUCCUUCCAAUUGGAGCUGCAAAUAUGUAACACAUCAAAACCACAGCUAUUAAUUUAGUUAUGCGUAUUUCUUGACUCUAUGGUUAGAAGUGGUGGUUCACUAGUCUUUCACUUGGGGUAAAGGCAAAGCAAAAGUUAGGAUUGAUAGUUAAUUCUUCUUAUUUGGAUAUUCAUACCAUUAAACAUUCACCUAACCACGACCACUCACAGACGCAUAAUGCUGAAGAAUGUAACAAUUUUCAUCUUUGAUACAUAUCUGGAACUGAAUUGCAGUUGUGUAAUGUUGCAGCUGUUCACAAGCAAUCAAAGUACCUGUUUGUUGGGACUCAUUAAGUAAACUUGUGGCCUGGCUGUAUUCCAAUGAGUUGCCAAAACCCAUGUUCGAUUGCAUGUGGUUCAAUCUAACAUUUGAUCAGAAGCUUCACGAAUUGAGAUCUUACGUUGAGCUUUGUUGGCUCUCUGAUUGUUGGCUUGAACAAGACCUUCAGGAACAAUGCUUUCAAGUUGUAAUAUCUGGCCUUGAAACCGACAGAUAUAUAUCCGUAGGGCUAAUUCAGUCCGCUGUUAAUUUGUCUCAAUGGAAGUUAGCUGAAACCAUGGCAAUGUACAUGGCACCAUUGUAUAACCAGCUACGGAGUAGUGGUGAUCUUGAUCGACUCAGUGAGGAUAUUGUUGAAAUGGUGCGUGCUGCUUCUGUUCGACUAUUAUAGAACAAAUAAUUGUUUGUCACGGAAAGAAAAGAAGAAAAAGAAAAUGUAGGCAUUUGAUGUGAUAUCACGGUAGUUAGCACUGAAAUUAGAUUUUGUUGUCCAUAGAAAUCCGUUAUGUUCAGUUCAUCAGAAUACGAUUUUAUUUUAACUUUUUUAUGAUGAGGUUAUUUAGAGGUUUUGCGGUUACUAGAUACUGAAUCUUUUUAUGCAUUUUCCCUCUCAUGACUUGUGACAGAUAGAUACAAUGUUAUUUUGACUCCCAUGUGUAAUUGUAGAGAGUUAGAGACACGUCUCAGAUCCAAAGCUUGGCAUUGUUAACAGCUUUUCUCCCAAGCACUCCUCGCUAGUUGUGAGUAUUAUGAUGAUACAUUGUUAACAAUUUUGACUUUGGUUGUUGCUGUGGACGUGAAUAAAAUGACAUCUUGUAAUUUAGUUGUUGAAAAUGUGCUUUCAAUCAAAAGAUAUCCAAU